Molecule: messenger RNA, 1997 nt
Organism: Microplitis mediator
Lineage: Eukaryota; Metazoa; Arthropoda; Insecta; Hymenoptera; Braconidae
Exons: 2
Coding region: 210-1373 (387 amino acids)
Cellular component (GO): nucleus
Molecular function (GO): DNA binding
Source: RefSeq, a predicted model, not a curated record
GCCCUAAAAAAUUAAAAUAUAACAAUCAACAAUUAAAAGCAGCAAUUGCUGAAGUUAAAAGUGGGCAGUCAGCAAGGGCAGUUGGCAAAAAAUAUAAUAUACCGAAGUCUACAUUAUGUGAUAAAGUGAAAGAAUUAUCUCCUAAAAUCCAAAAAGGAGGACCAUCAACAGUUUUAACCAAUUUAGAAGAACAACACCGCGUUUCAUAGAUGAUGCUAAUAAGUGAAAAUGGUUUUCCUGUCACUAAAACACAAUUACUCGGAAGUGUUCAGAUGCUUCUGAAAGCUUUAAACAGAAAGCAUCCUUUUAGUAAUGGAGUUCCUGAACGUAGUUGGCUCUCUGCUUUUUUAAAUCGCCAUCCAGAGCUUUCAGAACGCACUGCUCAAAAUUUAACUGUAUCUAGAGCAUCUAUCAGUGAAUUUAGUAUUUGCAAUUGGUUUUCUGAAGUUGAAAAAGAAUUAAACAAGCAAUUAUUACUUAAUAUUGAAGGAGAUAGAGUAUUCAAUGGUGAUAAGUCUUCAUUUGUGCUAGCUCCAAAAGGUGAAAAAGUAUUCGUCAAAAAAGGUGACAAAUCUGUUUAUAAUAAAAUUCAAAACGAUUAUAAAGAAUGUCUCACUACCUUGUUUGUGGCUAGUGCAUCAGGCAAUCUAGCACCUCCAUUAGUUGUGUUUUCUUAUCAACGAAUUCCAAAUUGUAUAAGCGAAAAUAUCCCGGAAGGUUGGGUUACAGGAAAGUCGGAUAGUGGUUGGAUGGACGGAGAAAAUUUCUACGAAUAUAUAACAAAUAUAUUUUAUCCAUGGCUUCUGGAGAAUAAAAUUAAAUUUCCUGUUAUCCUUUACAUCGAUGGACAUUCAUCUCGUUUGACGAUGGCUGUAAGUGACUUUUGCCGUGAAAAACGAAUUGUUUUAAUUACAUUACAUCCUAAUGCAACACAUCUUGUGCAGUCACUCGAUGUUUCAUUUUUUCAUCCUGUAAAAUUAGCUUGGCAAAAAGUCAUUAGUGAUUGGAGAAUACAAAAUAAUGGGGACAAAAUCAAAAAAGAGAUGUUUGCAAAACUACUAAAAAAAGCUGUCGGCACUUUGGAUCUGAAAAGUAUUAUGUCAAAUGGGUUUAAAACAACGGGUUUAUAUCCUUUAUCAGCAAAUGCUAUCGAUUAUAAUAAAUUUGAAAAUAAAUCAACAAAAAGUCAGGAUGUAAAUAAAAUUGAAUCUCCAGAAGCUACAGAAGAAACUUUAUCAACUAUGGAGAAAUAUAUUGACCCAAAUACCUUGAAAAAAUUUAAAGAAGUUGGUAUUGAUGGAGAAUGGGAUGGUGAUUUGAAAGAUUUGAGCUUUUUUAUGGUUUGGAAGUCUAUGCAAAGUUGUUUUAUUUAAUGUCUUUUUUCUACUGAUGAACUGCUUUUUGUUUUUUUUUUUUAAAUUAUUAUAUGUCAAGACAUCGUUCCUAAUCAACUAUUAUUUGAAAUGUCAACAUUAACAUCGGAAAUUAACAUUAACGAGUUUGGGGAUAACGUUUUAUUGUUACCAGCGAAUAGUGACAUAAUCCCUAACAAUGAAAAUAAUUUUGCUAAAGAUGUUAACAUUGAAAUCAUAGAUACUUAAUUCAGAUAAUUAAUGAAACUACAAAUAAAACCUAUGAACAUGGUGAUCAGCUAGCUGAUUGAGAAAAAUAAAAUCAAUCUGAUGCUGACAAGAAUCUAAAUAUCCCCGAAAACUUUCCACCGACUUUUAAACAUGCAUUAUUUUGGCCCGGAAAAAUAACUAGUCAGAAAAAAAAACGUAAAUGCAAAGAUAAAGUGCCUUAGUAAUUUCUUCUUUGCAAUGGAAACACUUCUAUGACCUUAAAGAAAAUAGAGGGAAUAGAAGGAAGAAAAAGUCAAAGAAAAGAAACUGCUAUUGAAAAAAAUUAGAAGCAGAAGAACGAAAACAAAAAAGAUUUAUAGCUGCUGAAAAAAAAAAGAAAAAUAGCUAAAGAAAAAUAAGAGAAAAAAAUAUUAA